Molecule: messenger RNA, 3570 nt
Organism: Mustela lutreola (European mink)
Lineage: Eukaryota; Metazoa; Chordata; Mammalia; Carnivora; Mustelidae
Product: KIAA0513 ortholog
Exons: 13
Coding region: 378-1613 (411 amino acids)
Source: RefSeq, a predicted model, not a curated record
GGGGGGGGCGGGCACGGCCGCCUGACUGACAGCUUGCGCGGCUGUCGCCUCGGAAGGACCCGGCUCUCAGGCCCGCGCAGUGGCCGCAGCGCGGAGCCCGGAGGCAGCCGCUCGCUCCCCGCUCGGACCCGCCGGCCGGUGCCCGCCGCGGUGAGAGAGGCUCCCGCCGGCGCCCGGGAGGGGGAACACGCGUCACUUGUCCGGGCGGCGCGGGGCUCUCCGAGGGCCGGCGGAUGCCUUAGGACCACGAGAGCUGUCCCAGAGGACUCCUGGUGGCCAGCAGCUACCAAGCAGCCCGUGCGCGUGGCCUCCAGCUCCCGCUGACGCGUCUGGGAGUCCCGUCUGCUGGUCUUCCAGCCUGGAAGCCUCCCCGAACCAUGGAGGCCCCGGAAGUCCCCGUGGGCACGCUGAUUGACUUCGGGACUGAGCCGUCUGCCUCCUCGCCCCUGGAGAUGCUGCCUCCAAAGCUGCAGGAUGGGGACAGCUCCCAGGGCGACGGAGCUUCGGAGAGCGAGACCACAGAGUCUGCGGACAGCGAGAAUGACAUGGGCGAGUCGCCGUCCCACACGUCCUGGGACCAGUACCGCCGCUCCUCCUCCAACGAGUCCUUCUCUUCCAACCAGAGCACCGAGUCGACCAAGGACGAGGAGACCUUGGAGCUCCGGGAGUUCAUGCGCGGCUACGUGGAGAAGAUCUUCUCUGGAGGGGAGGACUUGGACCAGGAGGAGAAAGCCAAGUUUGGAGAGUACUGUAGCAGCGAGAACGGAAAAGGACGCGAGUGGUUUGCUCGAUACGUGAGCGCCCAGCGCUGCAACUCCAAGUGUGUCUCGGAGCCGACCUUCUACCGCCUGGUGCAGUCUUUCGCCGUGGUCCUGUUCGAGUGCCAUCAGAUGGACGACUUUGGGCCUGCCAAGAACCUCAUGACCAUGUGCUUCACCUACUACCACAUCGGUAAGCCGCACCUGCUGCCCUCUGAGUCCAAGGAGAAGCCCGCGGGGAGCAUCGACUCCUACCUGAAGUCCGCCAACAGCUGGCUGGCGGAGAAGAAGGACAUCGCUGAGCGGCUGCUAAAGAACACAUCGGCCAAGACAGAGAACGUCAAGGGCUUCUUCGGGGGGCUGGAGACCAAGCUGAAGGGGCCUCUGGCCAGGAAGCAAGAGGAGGAGGAGAACAAGCCCAAGGAGAAGCCGCAGAAGACAGUGACCGCGUGCAGCCCGGAGGAAGAAAGGAAGGGGGAGAAGAUCUACCUGUACACGCACCUGAAGCAGCAGCCCAUCUGGCAUACACUGAGGUUCUGGAAUGCGGCUUUCUUCGAUGCUGUCCACUCUGAGAGGAGAAAGCGGUCGCCCACUACCAGAGGGGAUGCUGGAGAGGAGGAGAAGAAGAGGGAGAAGUGGUGCCACAUGACCCAAGAGGAACGCAACGACAGUCUGCGGUUCAAUGAGAACAUCACCUUCGGGCAGCUGGGCACGUUCACUCACAACAUGCUGGCGUUCGGGCUCAGCAAGAAGCUGUGUAAUGAUUUCCUGAAGAAGCAGGCCGUGAUCGGCAAUCUGGACGAAGAGCAGUACAAGCUGCUGAGCGACCACAUUGAGCAGAUGGCCAUUGAGUAGGAAGGCCAUGGGAGGUCGCCCGGAGCACCCUCCAGGAGGACCGAGGGUGUACACCCCUCUUCUGGACCAGCGACUGGCUGUCACCCUACCUGAUGACCCUGCAUGACCUCGGAAGCACCCAGAGCCACUCCACGCUGCCCUAGAACUAGCGGUUAGAAGAAUCUGGUUGCCCGUCUCCCCACCUCCCUUCUGCCUUGUCUGCUCCCCCCAUCCGCGUGCCAAAGGGUCUCUGGGAUUACACGGCUAAAACCAAGGUGAUUGCCCCUGCUCCUGGGUGUCAGGGCCACGACACAGGACCAAGCAGGAGGAGGAGGAAGGACGCCAGGGCCGAGGUGGGCCCAGGGCAGUGCCUGCUGCAGCCGCCUGCAGGAGAAGGGGGGUGGGAGGUGCACGGGGGAAUGCAGAUGGGGGCAUCAGGAGCUGGCAUGCGCCAGUGACGUGGGCGACAGUCCGGGACCCUCUUGUUCAGCAGCGGGAUGGAGUGGGGGUGCUCCCCCAGUCGGGGCUCCUGCUGAGCCACGGCCUUGCGGAGGGGGCAAUGGGCCUCCCUGGGCAGGCCGGGUCGGUCCAUGGCUCCUGCGGGCUCUGUGCCAGCUGCCCACCGUGUGACAGGAACCGGAGUCCUAGGAACUGCUAAGAGGAAAGAGACACUUGGCUAUUUUAGGGAAGGAGAGAGCAUGGUGCCGAGGACCUCCUUCCCGGCUGCAGAAGGCCCAGCAAGGGGUGUGAGCGUCCUGGAGUCCUCGUGAGAUCUGCGUGGUCGCUUGCGAAUCACACCAGCCCCGGGGCGGGGGCGGUGUCAGGGCACCUGCAAUGCGCUGUCUGCGCAGCUUCCUCAUGAUGCAGACAGAGUUCCCCACGUCCAUCCUGGGGGGAGCGCGGGCCUCCUGCCCCGACAAGAGGCGCCGAUGAGAGAAGUCUCUCCAGUAGCUGCAGAACAACCACCCUUGCUCUUCGGUAUUUCAAGGAAGACGGAAAAAUCUGUGUCCAUGUCACGGACAGCCGGGCAGAGGCGGCUUCUGGGGGCAGUGGCUGGUGUGUGGAGUGGCCAUGAGGCCUGGGGACCCCGCCCCCCAGCAGCCAUGGGAAGGCACCUCUGCCCCUUUGCCCCUCACGGGCUGACCGCUUUCCUGCACACUCGGCAGAUACCCCCUCGUCCCGUUUCUGGUGCCGGGAACGCUGGCUUUUCUCUUGGGGUCUAUGCCAACCCGAGGGGACGGACGUGUGACCGCAAGCAGCCAGCAUGUGGCUCCUCUGGCAUGAAUACUUCCCGUCCAUCCGCUUCCCUCUGCCUCUGCCCCUUGCACUUGGGCACUGACCUUGACAGUAGGCCCGUGGGCGCACUCCUUUCCCCACAUCCCCCUCCUGUUUCCCCUCUCUGCCUCCCCACCCCCCAGUCAUUACAUCACGGUCUGCCCUGGAGAACAGCAAAACCAUGCCUGCUGGCCACUGACCCGGCCAGUGCUGGAACGCUUUCCGUCGUGGGAUGCCUCCCUGGAACAUUCCAGAGACGAGCAGGCAGUGACGGAGCUGUAGCCGCAUGUCUCGGUGAGCACAGGAGAGGCGACGUGAAGCUUGGUGUGAUGGGACUGGGCUGGUGUUCGAAGGCUGGAUCCUGAAACUCCGCUUAUUUUUAUAACGGUAUCGUUUGUGUGAGUGUGUGUGUGUGUGUGUGAGAGAGAGAGAGAGAGAGAGAGGUCAGCCUGUCUGGUGAGGUCACCACACAAUGCACAGCUGUGUUGCUGGGUCAGGUCCCACAGACCGGAGGUCCCUCCACCCCACCCUGGGCCAGUGUUGAGCCCAGGGACCGUGCAUGUCUCUACUGAUGGCAUUUCAGACACAUAAGGUCAAAUUAAGGGGUAUGUAGGCCCCUCCUCCAAUGCUUCUGUCCGAUAAUGCGUCCCCUCCUGAAACACUCAACCGUGACCCCUGAAUCCGUUGUGCUCCCCCCCCCCCC